Messenger RNA from Rotaria sp. Silwood1, 1170 nucleotides. NCBI's taxonomy places the organism in Eukaryota, Metazoa, Rotifera, Eurotatoria, Philodinida, Philodinidae. The record is from the annotation of a GenBank genome assembly.
AUGUAUAUUUCAAGAUGGCGUCAUUCUCGACGAUAUUUAUAUAUCGGUGUUAGUUUAUUAUUUUUCUUAACUUUAUUUAUUCAUUUUCAAUAUUUUACACAACGACUGGAUUUCGAUGAUAAAAAAUCACAACAAUCAACAUAUUGUGAUCAAACAAUUAUUCGUAAACAUUUUAUGAAUGAUCAAAGUCCCAAACAAUUAUUUGAACAAGAGCCAAUUCGAACAGAUUUUAGUUAUGAAAUAAAAAAUCAAUAUUUUUGUUCCUCGGUAAAACCUCAUGCUCUUAUAUUUGUCGUUUCAAAAUCAAGUAAUUAUGAUUCACGAAGUGCUAUUCGUCGUACAUGGGGUAAUUUAACUCGUGUAACAUCUUUCGAUAAAUUUUCUUAUCUUCGUCUCAAACUUCUUUUUCUUAUUGAUAUCGAUGAAGCUUAUUUAUUAACUAUCAAUCUUGAACAAACAUUAUUUCAAGAUCUUGUUCAAGUUCGCUUACCACAACAGUAUAGAUUAUCAACAUUUAGAGAUAUGGCUAUGCUACAUUGGACAGAAACAUAUUGUCCCGAAGCAAUGAUGACAGUAAAAACAGAUGAUGAUAUUUUUCUUAAUACCUAUUUAUUAGUUAAUGCAAUAGAUACUAUUCUUAUGAAUACGAUAAAUAAUCGAACAAAUCUUCAUUGUAACUCUUCGGAUACGUCAGCAAUUAUUUAUGGAGUUGAAAUUCAAAAUGCUUAUGUUGUUCGAAAUUCCAAUGAUCCAUAUCUAGAAGCAACACGUUAUAUUGUAACUAAUGAGGAAUAUCCAUGUAAAAAUUAUCCUCUUUAUAUGAGCGGUUUCGGUUAUAUGGUUAAUCGUAAUGCACGUUCAAAACUUCUUUGUACAUUUUUUCGAGAUAAAAAACCUUUUCAUAUAUCCGAUGUCUACGUAACUGGUAUAUUACCUGAAUAUGUUGGUAUACAACGAAAAGAUUUAGGUUUAUUAAUAAGUUAUCGAUCAAGUGAUGAUUGUGAAAAAUUUUUUAGUGAAAAAAAUGCUAAUAAUUAUGCAUGUGCAUCAUCAUUACAUUAUAAUAAUAAACAAGUUGAUAUAUUUGAACGUUUUAACACAUAUUGGAACCAUAUAUAUAAUAAUAGACUGUUAUAUAUCAAUCGAAGUUUUUUUUCUAUGCUAAACUAA